Messenger RNA from Pelodiscus sinensis (Chinese soft-shelled turtle), 4993 nucleotides. The record is from RefSeq and is a predicted model, not a curated record. Lineage: Eukaryota; Metazoa; Chordata; Testudines; Trionychidae.
GGCACUGGCCUGGGACAGCAGUCAGGACAGGGGAUGGCUUUUGGUGAGGGUUCAGGGCUGGGGCACAGGGUGUAGGAGGGUAUAGGUAUUGGCUUUGGUUCAGGGCUGGGGCAGGUAAUGGGGGUGCUGGUGCUGGGAGGGGCUCUGGGGGUUGGGAACAGCCUCAGCCUUACUGCCCUUUCCACCGUGUCACUGGGAGGCUAUCUGCCUGCCUGCCCUGGGCCCAUGCCACACCACCAGCUCAAGCCAUGCCAUGCCCAGAAGGGGCCAACAGGCCCUUGUAGCCUCAAGGGUAGCAAACAGGAGACAUGUGGCUGUGCGCUCUGUCAGUACCACCCCCUCAGCUCCCAUUGGCCACAAUUCCCCAUUCCUGGCCAAUGGGAGGAGCUGCAGGGGGCACUGCUUGUAGUUAGUUCCACACACAUGAGGCCAUGCUGAAUGCUUUUGGGGAUGGGCUGGCAGCAUGGGGCUGCCAGGUGGUGAUGGGGAUAAACCAGUCAAUCGCAAUUGACCGGUUGGUGACUACUGAUGCAGGGAAAGUGUAAAGGAUCUGGAGCUGAGCAACAAAGGGAUGGAAGUAUGAGCAUCGGCUGAAGGAACCGGGUACAUCUACUUUGGAAAUCAGAUUAAGGGGGGAUGUGAUAGUCCUCUUCAGACACUAGAAAGGCUGGAUGGAGGAAAAAUGGAGGAAAACAGUUCUCUUGCCACAGAGGGCAGGACAAGUGUUGCGGGCUCAAACUACAGCAGAGCAGACGAUCUACUUCUACCUCCAAGCACCACAGCACAAUGGCAUGGACCGCUCGGGAGGUUGUGGAAGUAUUUCACUGAGGGCUUCCAAAAGGAAGGUGGACAGCAAUCUGCCUUGGGUGACUCACACACUACAAACCCUGCAUCUUGGCAGGGAGUAAAUUAGCUGAGCCCAGAUUUACUAAAAUGAUGGAAAGCUCCUGUCUGUUGCUCUUGUGUACAGUGGUGCAGCUAUCUGACCCUGAGAACAGGGUGUUCAGUACUAUGGGAAUGGAGGCUAGAUUAGCACAUAGUCAGACCCAAUGGUGCUUGUAGACCAACAGACUCUCAGGUGCCAUGGAGGAAGAUUGUAAAGCAUAAGUAAUGGAUAGCUCUGCAGUAACAUGUCCAUGGUGGAAACUUGCUCUUAGCCCCAACAUGAAGGUUUAUAUUCCUAGCUGAGAGAAUUCAGGAGAUAUUCACAUCAAUCUAAUAUUUUAUUAAACCCUUUAGUGAGAUCUUUGAGUUGGUAUAUUAUGGCAGUGAGUUCCACAGAUUAACACAGAUCUGUGUGCUUGCCUGAUCCCUGUAAGGGAAGCAUGGGUAAACUGGCCAUGAACUCAAUCAGUGACUCUGGGAAUCUCCAGGGGUUGAGAUGGGCUGGGAAGACUUGUUGGGAAUGAGAUCUCAGGGACUAGGCUCCUGUGUGGCUUCGACUUGCCCAGCUAGGUAUUUAGAAAGCUCUCUUUGGCUGCCUCUACGACCUGGCACUCUGCCCUGUGCUGUAAACAGUGUCAGGGUGCCUUUGAUCAGCGUCUCUUCCUUCAUGCUGGCGAGAGGGCUAUGAACAGCCUGAGUCCAUGUACUCAAUGCAUCUAUGGAUAAGUCGUGUGAAUUGUGAUGUAGCAACCUGCAGUAAGUGGUCUAUUAGCACGCAAACAAAUCAUCUGUGAUGAUGAACAUAUUGGGACUGCUAAAAUGGGUAUUUGAGCUACAGUGCCAACCUGCUAAGAUUGCUUUGGAGGCACCAGGAAGUAAAGAUUAAUCUUUUAAUUAAAAGAUUGUCAUGUGAUGAAAUCUCUAGGAAUAAGUCCUGGCAAAAUUGGCAGAUAAUUUGAGCUGAUGGUGCGAUGCAUAACCUGAUCCCUUAUGGAUCUAAGAGGAAGCUUCCCUGCUGGUGUUUGGCAGGUAUGUUAUGGGCUGUGUAUCUUCUAUUGCCGGAUGCUGCAGAGUCCAUAGGUCCAUCAGACUUGGUAUCUGGCCUUAGUCAGGACCGGAGAUGGCUGACCAGACCAAUGGGCCAGUGGCUUGAGCUGCUGUGCCCUGUGGAGCUGGGUGAGUAGCUUAUUAAUGGAAAAUGCACUUGUGAAUCUGGGAGUUUGCCAAAAAGCCUGGGCUGAAAGGUCAGGGAAGUGAGCACCCUUCACUCACUGGAGAAAGGACUGUUGGUGCUGCCAUCCAUCUCACAACUUUUUCCCUAGUGCAGGUGCACUCGCCAGGGAGGAAGAAACCCACAUUCAAUGUGCUUCCUGUGGAGGUAGCAUCUGAACUUGGGGGUUCCCAUGUUUCAGGAAAGUAUCCAAGACCCUGUACUGUUGAUUGCUCUGGAACAGGCUCUCUGGAUCUCCUGGGACAGCUGUGUAUAAAAUACUUAAUUGGUCACUGGGCCAGAGAGGCACUGACCCUUCGGUUAAGGCAGAUUCCUGGGAGAGGGGAGACCCAUCUUCAUAACCCAUUUGCAGUAGAACUGCUUCAACCAGGGCAUGGGGAGGGGGGGAGGCACACACCAGGAGCCCUCUUAGCCCAAUUGAUUUGGCACUUCCAGGGUUGUCCAUAACCAUAUGCUGAAUGUGCAGUUGUGUAGUGCACCUGAAAAUUGUGCUUGUGUGCCCAAGGAUAGCUCUGACCAUCUCUGCUCCCAAGCCCCAGGGACUGGGCAGAAGGCAGGCUGGGGAGGAAUGGCAUGGGGCAGGAAAUCCCCAAGCCCCAGCAGAAACCACACUGGAAGGGAGCAGCCUCAAUGUCUAGAGCCCAAAGUGUAAGGAUGCCCUGGGCACUUCUGUGCAACAUUUAAGACCUCAGUCAGAUUUUCUCCACAUCAGACAUGGGCGACUCAAACCUGGGUCUUCCAUAGCCCAGGUGAGUGUUCAAGCCAUUGGGCUAAAGAUUUUAAGGUGGGUGGAUAGUGACAUCACUUCCUCCUCUGCCUGUUUUGUGACUCUCUAAUACUUUGCUUUUAUGUGCAUAAAUGCCCAAAAUCAAAUGAAGCCGUUGGUUUCUGGGUGAACAGAAUUUUGGGUUCAACCCGAAUGGAAUCUUUGUCAGCUAUUGUGACUCCCCAUCAUUGCUUUUUGGUUCAACCAAUUAUUUUUAGUUUUUGGAACUGUCAGCAAACCUAAAAGUCGGUUAUCCACCAGCUCUACACAGCAGCUUUCUGACGCUCCUUCUGUCCCUGGCCAUGAUCUGUCUAGACUCACCUCUCUCCCUGCUUUCCCCUGCAGCCUGACUGGGAAAGAAGGUCUGACCCAUCUUCCCUCUCUGGGCCCCUCUGCAAACCCUGCCCAAGGGAAGCCACACCUCAAACAGUGUGACCUGCUCCAGCUGUCUCCUAAGCAGAAGAGGCUCUGCCGGCGGGAGCCAGGGCUGGCGGAGACUCUGCGAGAUGCCAUCCGGCUCAGCAUCAUGGAGUGCCAGUACCAAUUCCGCAACGAGCGCUGGAAUUGCAGCCUGGAUGGACGGACCAGCCUCUUGAAGCGAGGUUUUAAGGAAACUGCCUUCCUGUAUGCAGUGUCUUCUGCAGCUCUUACCCACUCGCUGGCCCGGGCAUGCAGUGCUGGACGAAUGGAGCGCUGCACCUGUGACGACUCUCCAGGCCUGGAGAAUCGCAAGGCCUGGCAAUGGGGAGUCUGUGGCGACAACCUGAAAUACAGCACCAAGUUCCUUAAACAUUUCGUGGGCCAGAAGAAGAUUGGCAAAGACCUGAGGGCUAAGGUGGAUAUCCACAACACCAAUGUGGGCAUCAAGACUGUGAAGAACGGUCUCAAAACCACGUGCAAGUGCCAUGGUGUCUCUGGCUCCUGUGCUGUGAGGACCUGCUGGAAGCAGCUCUCCCCGUUCCAUGAGACUGGCAAGAUCCUCAAGCUGCGCUAUGAUGAUGCCAUCAAGAUUUUUAGUGCCACGAAUGAUGCUGUGGGACACUCGGAGCUCAUGGGAGUGCAGCGGCACAGCCGCUCCCCCAAAAGCCCAGCUGCUCCGCGCCCCACGGAUCUGGUAUACGUGGAGGACUCCCCCAGCUUCUGCCGGCCCAGCAAAUACUCCCUAGGCACUGCCGGCAGGACAUGCUCCCGGGAGGCCAGCUGUGACAGCCUGUGCUGUGGGCGAGGCUACAACACACAGAGCCAGAUGGUCACCUUCUCUUGCCACUGCCAUGUGCAGUGGUGCUGCUAUGUGGAGUGCCAGCAAUGCAUGCAGGAGGAGGUGAUCUACAGCUGUAAGCAGUAGGGCGGGUGCAAGGAAAGGAAACCAAACAAAGGGUAUUAAUGAGCCUGGGCCCCUUGUAGGGGAAGGCAGAGGCAGGCCUUACUUGUUGCAGGGGGCUCACCACCCUUAGCCCUUCUGCUGCUGUCUGCCAAGAAGUUGUGGCACAAGACAGACUGGAUAGUCCUAUUGUGGCUAUCUGUAUACAGCUAAACAAAGAGGGCAGGCUUUAAAUAGAGCCGAGUGACAGUACCUGGGAAGCAGUGAUUCUGAAAGACUUGGGGAUCGUAGUGAAUAAUCAGCUGAACAUGAACUCCCAGAGUGACUUUGUGGCUCUACGCGCUAACACGGUCCUAGGAUAAAUGGAAGCCUGGAGUAGAAAGAAUUUAUUUUUCUGCUGUAUUUGGCACUUGCAUGCCCAUGGCUGCAAUAAUGCAUCUGCUUCUGGCAUGAACUAUCCAGGAAAGGUGCUGAUUAAAUUGGAGUGAGUUCAGUGAAGAGCCACAGAAAUGGUUCAGAAAGGGACCCUAGGAACUCAAUUUGUUUAGCUUCCCAUGAGAAGGUAAAGAGGUGACCAGUCUAUGGGUACUUACGUGGGGGGAAAUUUUUAAUAAUGGACUUUUCAAUCCAGCGUAGAAAGGUACCACAUGAUCCAAAGACUGGAAGUAGAAUCUAGCCAAGUUCAGACUGGAAACUAGGCAUACAUUUAACAGUGAGUAAUUAACUAGUAGAACAAUUUACACAGGAUUGAAGUGGCUUCUCCAUCACUGGAGAUUCUUAAAUCCAGACU